This is a messenger RNA of Carcharodon carcharias (great white shark), 1533 nucleotides long. RefSeq names its product SYF2 pre-mRNA-splicing factor (gene syf2). The transcript is spliced from 7 exons. The coding region runs from base 77 to 832 and encodes 251 amino acids. Gene Ontology annotation, cellular component: Prp19 complex; post-mRNA release spliceosomal complex; catalytic step 2 spliceosome. The record is from RefSeq and is a predicted model, not a curated record. Lineage: Eukaryota; Metazoa; Chordata; Chondrichthyes; Lamniformes; Lamnidae.
GUUGAAGAUUAGCCAUGAUCCUAGUGAGCGACAGAGCAGGGUUGAGAGUCCUUAUGACCUAGUGCUGCUUUUAUUCAUGUUCUUUUGUAACCUUCAGUCACUCAGCUCUGGCAUUCUGGAUUUACCCCUGAAGGUACAGGACGUUCCUUGCAGCAGUGGCGAAGCUGGGAUGUCAGCUGCACAGAAACGAGAAGAAAGACUGAAGAGAUUCCGAGACCUCCAUCUUAAACGAAAUGAAUCUCGGAAAUUGAAUCAUCAGGCGGUGGCAGAAGAGGACAGGAUCCUGAAACUACCAGCUAACUGGGAGUCCAAAAAAGCACGAUUGGAGUGGGAGCUAAAGGUGGAAGAGAAAAAAAAGGAGUGUCUGGAGAAGGGCGAGGAUUAUGCACGAGUUAAACUAUUGGAGAUCAGCGCUGAUGAUGCAGAACGAUGGGAACGAAAGAAGAAAAAGAAAAAUUCAGAUCCAGGAUUCUCAGACUUUGCCGCUGCACAGUUCCGCCAAUAUCAGAGAUUAGUGAAGCAGAUUAAACCUGACAUGGAGGAAUAUGAGAAGCAGAAGGAUGAUGCUGGAGAGGAGUUCUACGCAACAGCAAACAGUCUAAUGCAUGGCACCCAUGUUCCAUCCAAAGCAGGUGUGGACAGGCUGGUGGCAGAUGUUGAAAAGCAAAUUGAGAAGCGUGCCAAAUACAGCAGACGUCGUCGUUACAAUGAUGAUGCUGACAUUGAUUACAUUAACGAGAGAAAUGCCAAUUUCAACAAGAAGGCAGAACGAUUCUAUGGAAAAUAUACUGCAGAAAUCAAGCAGAAUUUGGAAAGAGGAACUGCUGUCUAACUUCUAAAACAUUCAAAUGGCUUAUCCUCCUAUGCUAUGUAGAGGUUGUGAUAAGCUUUGUAUCUUGCACUGCUGUAUAAAUUCAGCCUUAUAGCCGAUGUUGCAAAAUAUUUGAUGCAAUGAGUAUCACUUAUGGAUAUCUCUAUCAGAGAAACCGUACAUCACAUCAUUUACUGAAAUAUGCUUUUCAGAUGACUACUAAGGUUUAUGAAGUGUCUUGCCUGCAUCAUCAUAUCUCCUUGCUUUUUGAGUUUCUUUUUGACUUUUGGUUAGGAGUACUGAGCAAUUAAUAUUGUUUGGCUUUUGUACUUGUUAUCUAUUCAUUAUUCAAAAGGAAGUUUUGUAUGACUUCUGGGAUUUUUCGGUUAAUGUUUUCUGGUUAUGUUUUUGUUUCUCAUUAAGAUUUUAAAAUAACUUUGGAACAAAGUUUGCUUCUAUCAGUCAAACGAUUUUUAAUUCCAAACUUCUACAUAACAUACAUGAAUACAAAUACAAGAUACUGAUUUUUUCAUUGAUGUUACAAGUUGUAACAACCUGAUGUAAGGUUUCUGUGAAUAUCUCCAUCAGAAAGCAAACAAUCAUUAUUGCACACUGAUCUCUGAUGCUGUUGGAGAGUUAUUUUUCUGUAAGAUUUAUUCUCUGUAAAUAUCUUAUACUAGUGUACAACAAGUUGUAUAAAUUAAAAAAAACUUCACAUGAAA